Messenger RNA from Dimorphilus gyrociliatus, 3615 nucleotides. The record is from the annotation of a GenBank genome assembly. Lineage: Eukaryota; Metazoa; Annelida; Polychaeta; Dinophilidae.
AGUUGCUCAAGAGUAGCAAUAAAUUGUACAAUGCGGCUGGUUGGGCAAGUGCAUUUUCUUCGCAGUUUCAUUCUACUAGCUGUACUAGCUUCUGCAGAUUGCAGAUGUUUUGAUUCAAUACCCGGGAAACAUCUUGAAUUGUAUGCAGAAUUGAUAUCUGAAAGAGGAGAAGAUGAAUGCCUCGGAUCUUGCCUAGCCGCCGAGUUUAAGUGUCAAUCCGCUCAGUUCAAUCUGGAAACAAAAACUUGCUUUUUGAACGAAGAGACUCACUUAACGCAACCAUCCUUAUUCAAAUCUUCUGAUAAAUAUAUCUUUUGGUUCAGGAAUGAUCAAUGUGACAAAAAUUGCUAUUUUCAAUACUUUUUUAAAAAGUAUUUACUAGGUUUCAAUACUGUGGUUUUUGAUUCUUAUUCAAGUUUUCAAUGUCUUGAAGAAUGUUUGAUCAGAUCUGAUUUAGAUUGUUUGUCAAUUGACUAUAAUAGAGACAAGCAAAGAUGCAUUUUAAGCAGUGAAAGCAACGACACUAAGAAUGAUGCCUUUUUAGAGCAUACAAAUUUAGAGCAUUUCCAAAAAAUCUGCUAUGCUCCAGAACCUGAAUAUCCUUGUUUUACUGAUACUCAUACUGGAAAGUAUCUGAAAAAUCAUCAUAAAGCACUUCAUGGUUUAGAUGAGGAAAAUUGUCGUAUUUAUUGUUUAACAGCCGAUUUCUUUUGUAAAUCAGCACAUUACAAAAAAGAUGAGAAUAUUUGUUAUCUGAACGUUGAAACUCAUAAAACAUCACCAAUUUAUUUUAAAAAUGACGAUAAAUACGUCUAUUGGCUAAGAAAUGAUGAAUGCAAACCAAAUUGUUAUUUUAAACAUUUUCAAAAGCGGCGUCUAAUCGGCUUUGACGAUGUAGUUCUGAUAUCGAUUAAUAAACACCUAUGUAUUAAAGAAUGCUUAACUAAUAACCAAAUUAAUUGUUCGUCAUUUGAAUAUAACGAAAAUACGAAAGAAUGCAGAUUAAGUAGCGAAUCUAACGAUACUAAAUCGCAGUUUUGGGAACCGAGCGACUCUUUUGAUUAUUACCAUAAGAUAUGUAAAAUUCCUCAAAUUCAAUUACCUUGUUUCGAUGAAAUGUACGAUGGUAGAUUCUUAAUUAAUAGUGAAGAAACUAUUUCGGGAAGAACCGAAGAAGAAUGUUGCGCAUCUUGCCUAACCUCGAAAAUACUUUGUAAGUCAGUACAGUAUGAUAGGUCAACAAAACUCUGCUAUCUCAAUACGGAGACUCAUAGAACAACACCUGAAAAUUUUGUAUCAAACCCUUAUUAUGUCUACUGGAAAAGAGGUGAGAAAUGCGAUUUAGAAUGUUACUUUGACUACAGUUACAAAAAGUAUUUACUUGGAUUUAAUACCAUUAGAAUUAAACCUUUUCCAAGCAUUAAAUGCUUAGAACAAUGCUUCAUUGCUGAAGAUAUUGAAUGUCUUUCAAUCGACUAUAAUCGAGAAAAGAGGGAGUGUGUACUUAGCAUAGAAUCAAAAGAUACACAACCAGAAAUGAAAUUAUCACAUAUCAAUCUCGAGCAUUUUCAUAAAGUUUGCCCAAUUAAAUAUCCUUGUUUUAGACUUUAUUCCAAAAAGUUCCUUGAGGAUAAAACUGAUCAGUUUAGCGGGAAAAGUGAAAAAGAGUGUAUUCAACUGUGCCUUCUUAGCGAAACAACUUGCAGAUCCUUAUCGUACAAUUCAAAUACAGAAAAGUGUUAUAUUUCAAGGAAAACUAAAGAUUCAAAUCCCGAUUCUUUUGUUGAUAAUGAAAACUUUAAUUAUUUCCAAAAGCUUGAUGAAUGUCAACCGAAUUGUAAAGUACUUCCGUUUCCUAGUUAUCAUCUUAAAGAUGAAUAUAUUUUGAGUGAGAAGGUAGACAGCGAAAUGGAUUGUAUUAAAAUGUGUGUCUCCCGUAGACCUUUCGGAUCUUGCAAUUCUGUCGAUUGGUUUAAAGAUACAUUCACUUGUGUUUUACAUAAGGAAACUCGUUUUUCUCAGCCAAGAUCGUUUAGGACUUUAAUUGCUUCAAUGCACUUUCAUGUGUCUUGUGGGAAUGUUUGUUUUAAGGAGCACCCCUACAGAUCUUUAGAUGGAUAUGAUUAUUCAAUUAUUGAAAAUAUAUCUGAGGACGAUUGCAAUUCGCAUUGCAUAAAUUCUGAAGAAACUUGCAGGUCUACGGAAUACGAUAAAACAAAGAAUCAAUGCUUCUUGUCUAAGGAGAAUAGUAUAACUAAGCCAUUAGGUUAUAAACCAUCCGAGACGAAGAUAUAUUGGGAGAGGAAAGAGAUAUGCCGAUUCGACUGUUACAUGAUCAAGUAUACCAAUCGUUACCUUAUGGGUCAGAAUGUCAGAACCGUUCAAGUAGUAGAUAAGUUUGAAUGUCAAGAGUUAUGUCUCUCUGAAUACUUAUCAUCUUGUAAAUCGGCUGAAUAUAAUCAAAGAACGAAAACGUGCUAUCUGGGUACCGAAACGCAACAUUCUAAACCUUGGAUUUGGUCAACAAGUAGCCAAUAUAUCUAUUGGGAUAAAGUAUGUAGAGAGGACUUUCUUUGCUUCGACAGACAUCCAGGACAGUUUUUAAACAAGUAUUACGACAGAAAGACUGAUCUAAGUGAGGAAGAAUGUGUACGAUGGUGCCAUAUGGCUAUAUGCAACGCGAUAAAUUAUAAAAUUUCCACGAAGGAAUGUUUCUUGAUCUUGUUGCCCGAUAAUGAAAAACCUGCUGUAUCGUUUGCUGGUACUAACGACUACGUUUAUCUACCAAAGAAGAAAUCUUGUCAUCCUAAUUGCUAUUUCAAGAAGGUUUCUAAUAAAUACCUUAUAGGAUUUAAUGACCACUCAAAAAUAGUACCUUCCGAAGAGCAUUGUCUAAAUCUAUGCAUAACCUACUUUGAAUGGUGUAGGUCGUUUGAAUAUCAAAAGUCAACUAGUAGAUGCGUUAUAAGUAAAAUGUUCAAUAUUAAUCCGGAAUUGUUACGUACAAACAAAGAUUAUUCACUAUAUGAAUUAAAUUGUAAAAUGAAUUCCAGUCCAGGUUCUAAAUGCUUCGAAAAAUAUAAAAAGAAACAUAUAAAUGGCUAUAAUACACAAACACUUUCUGAUCAAACUGAAAUAUCGUGUUUAGAAGCUUGUUUAACAACAAAGAAUUUCAUAUGCAGAUCUGCUGAAUUUUCUAUUUCUACUAAAAAAUGUUAUCUAAGUAAAGAAAGCAAAACUACUAGACCUUCGAAUUAUGAAGAUAAUAGUCAAUUUAUCUAUUAUCAUCGUAAAUCGGAAUGUAAAUUAGAUUGUUCCAUUGAUACACAAUUGCAUAAAGAAUUGGAAAAUUACGAUUUAAAAUCGUUCUAUACAAUUUCUAAUCUUGAAUGUAUAAGCGAAUGCCUAAUUACACCUGGUUGUUUAUCAGUUGAUAGAAAUGAAGUAACCAAAAGAUGCGAUUUACAUCAAGUAACAAAAUAUACUGCAACGGAUGCUUUUCAUACUGCAACAUCGUCCACUUAUUGGAAUGUACUUUGUAGUCACUGAAACUAUUCAACUUAUUAGAUAUAUUUUGAAUAAAAGCUUGUUAAAUAGAAGGCGUAGCUAUUAUUU